Argentina anserina (silverweed cinquefoil) is the source of this 1353-nucleotide messenger RNA. Its product is annotated as protein BIG GRAIN 1-like B. Gene Ontology annotation, biological process: auxin-activated signaling pathway. The record is from RefSeq and is a predicted model, not a curated record. The transcript has a single exon. Bases 1 to 1317 code for a protein of 438 amino acids. Lineage: Eukaryota; Viridiplantae; Streptophyta; Magnoliopsida; Rosales; Rosaceae.
AUGGCUAGUCGGGAGCACCCGUCUUCUUUCUCUUCUAGUCUUCUGGAUAAAAUCUACCGCUCAAUCGACGAGGGCGAGAGGAGAAGCGGAGACGUGAGGUUUUACGGCGAGACGAAGACGGUGGCAUUGCCAGAGAGAAACAGCAAGAGCGGGAGAGAUACUGCUUUAGAGGAGGAGAUGGCGGCGCUUCGGAGGGCUUGUUUGAUUGAGAAGUGGAUUGAGAAGAAGGCGGCUGAGAAGGAGGAGGAGAAGCGGAGGCAGAGUCGAUGUGAAAUGGGGAGGAGGAGCAGGAAAUUGGAGAGGGAUCAUGAUGAUGGUGUGUUUUUCAGUUCCAAUUCAUGCUCUUCAGAGUCGAGUUCCGGUGGAUUUUCGUCGUCCGACGCUGAGUCCAUGUAUGGUUCUCGGCCCCCGCCGAGGUCUUCUUGUUUUGUUCCUUCUCUGUGGCCGAAGCCGAUUCGGACCAGCGUCCAGACUCGGCCGGCGAAAACAGAGGAGAAGAAAACAGAUAAGAAGCAGAGUGCUCGGUCUCGCCAACAGAGAGAUAUAUACAUUGUUGAUGAUUAUCGUCACAGUCGUGACUCAGAUCGGACUACGAUCAAGUCUAAAUCAAGAGCAUUGAAGGUUUACGACAAUCUAAAGAAGGUGAAGCAGCCAAUCUCACCGGGGGGUCGCGUUGCGAGUUUCCUCAAUUCUCUUUUCACGACAGGGCAAGUCAAGAAGAGCAAGACGACAUCAUCACUUUCCGGGUACGAAGACACAGAGAGGAGAAUAUAUUCAUUGCAGGGCUCGACGUGUUCUUCAGCAUCUUCAUUUUCAAGGUCAUGUCUGAGCAAAAACUCACCCAACACAAGAGAAAGAUUGCGCAAUGGGGUUAAGAAAUCGGUCCAAUUCUACCCGGUAAGCGUUGUAGUCGGCAAAGAUUGCCAACCCUGUGGCAAAAAAUGCGGGUACGAAGAACAAGACGCACAUCCUAUGCCUGUAACUGUGCCGACGGCAUGGAAAAUCGGUCGAGCUCAGACGAUCAAAACAGAGGAGGAGAUCGUCAAGCUUCGAGUGUUGGAGAAAAGCAGGCAAGCCGAAGACGCAGCCAGGGAGUUCUUAAAAGACCACCGCCGGAACCAAGUUAAGAAUGAGUCUUUGUUCAACAGAGAUUACGACAAUCAUGACGAUGAUAUGGACGAUGACGCUGCUAGUUGUUCAAGUUCGGAUCUUUUCGAGCUCGAUCACCUAGCGGUGGUCGGAAAAGAAAGGUAUCUGGAAGAGCUUCCGGUGUACGAAACAACUCUUUUCAAUCGUACGAAUCGUGCAAUUUUUUAGUUGCUUAAGGAUCAAUAAUAUUGUAGUUCUUUUCGU